This is a messenger RNA of Funneliformis mosseae, 309 nucleotides long. NCBI's taxonomy places the organism in Eukaryota, Fungi, Glomeromycota, Glomeromycetes, Glomerales, Glomeraceae. The record is from the annotation of a GenBank genome assembly.
UAUUGUAUCAUUAAUGGUGCAUCUGCGCCAUAUGGUGAUGCGUUCCUUGGGCUUGAUGUUAAUUUAAAGUUAGGAAAACCGAACGAAGUUCAUCAAUACAAAAGAUGGAAAGCGCAUUCUCUCAGUGCACAAGAUUACCAAAAUGAACGUAAGAAGGCACAUGCUUACGCUAAUGUAGGUCCUUUGAACAUUAAUAAAGCAAGUCGCAGAGAUCUCCUAUCAGUGUAUGGAAUUGGUGAAACUUGGGCAGAUAAAAUCAUGACUAAGAGAGAAUUCAAAGACAUAGAAGAUGCGAAAAAAAAAGACUAA